Messenger RNA from Fusarium pseudograminearum CS3096, 1374 nucleotides. RefSeq lists its product as uncharacterized. Gene Ontology annotation, cellular component: endosome; lytic vacuole. The transcript has 2 exons. Gene Ontology annotation, molecular function: SNARE binding. The record is from RefSeq and is a predicted model, not a curated record. Gene Ontology annotation, biological process: SNARE complex assembly. Bases 1 to 1374 code for a protein of 457 amino acids. Lineage: Eukaryota; Fungi; Ascomycota; Sordariomycetes; Hypocreales; Nectriaceae.
AUGGACUGCGACAUCUGUCAUCGCAGCCAUGACGCCAAGCGUCUCCCGUUUCUUUGCACCGUGGAUGCUAGAGCGGCACUUUACGAUGGUCGUGUUGAAAAUGUGAUGGCUCUUAUCGAAAAUGAAGAUCUCCAUAAACAAAUCAACGAUCUUCUAGAUGAGACAAACGCCCCGACCAAGGACCGCAAGGAUGCGUUGCAGGCUCAGCAACGAACAGCGGAAGACAGAACCACCCAGAUUCUGGCCGCUGCUGAUAAACUCAGAAACGACAUCAAAGCUGCCAAAGAGGAGAUUCAGGCUCGAAGAGCUGCCCUCUCGCGACGCAAGUCCGAUAUCGCUGCGGUAUCUGAUGGUCUUAUUGAGCGCAGGGUGAAACGGCAAAAGUCGGUAGAAAGGGAAACCGGCAUGCACAAGUACCGCUGGACUAAGUGCGCAGACGAACUGGCUCGCACGCGGUCUUUCCUCUGCAUAGAAGCAGCUCAACUAUAUGGACUAAAACGGAUUAAAGAAGGGUCGCCUAGUAAAUACGAGUAUUACCUGGGUGGAAUCCCAGUCGUCGAUUUGACCGCAAUGAACUCAUCAACACCGGAGAUGAUAUCUACAUCGCUCAGUCAUAUUUGCCAGAUAUUGAUACUUGUAUCGCAUUAUCUUUCCAUUCGGCUCCCCGCUGCCAUCACUCUCCCUCAUCGCGACUAUCCCCGGCCAACUAUUUUUAACUUGUCGGCUUCUUACAGACCCGGAGAUCCGGUCUUUCCCAGUCAGGCUUCUGUGUCGUCCCCUUCUAGCACAACAGACACAGAGUCUCAACGUGUCUCGCGGCCAAGGCCUCUUUUCAUAGACAAGCCACUGUCUCAACUGGCCAAGGAAGACCCCGCCACAUUCUCAUAUUUCAUUGAGGGCGUGACUUUGCUCGCCUACAACAUUGCUUGGGCUUGCAAUACGCAGGGCGUGUCAAUCGGCGACAAGGCUCUUUUCGAGGAUAUGAGCAACAUGGGUCGCAACCUGUACAAUCUUCUCAUCAAUCACCAGUCUGCCGGAAAAGACCCAGACACGCUCAAAGACGAAGCCGAUGGCCAAAGCAGCCGUUUUGGGCAGUACUCUCAUGGUACAACAUUUUAUCAUCUCGGCGGGGCAGAAGGUACUGAGUUCAGCAAAACCUUCAAGCUUCCUAGCCCAAUGAAGCUUGCAGAUAAACUCAAGAAGAAGUUGCUCAGCGAAGCGCCCACCCCUGACUGGGAAGUCCUGGAUGAUGAUGCAUGGAAGGUUGAAGAGGAGCUGGCAGAUGGGAGUCAAGUCAACAAGAACCUAUUGAUGGGAGACAAGAACUCUCCACGUCGAGGGACAAGCGGUUGGAUGAGGGUCAAGAAUAGAUGA